AUGUUCCAGCCUGGAUUUCCGCAGCCGAGGGACGUCACCAGAAUCAGCGGGAUUGUAUUCACAGCGGUUGCCUCAUACAAUGGUCUGGAGCUCUUUAUCCUCAUUUUGCGCGCCUCCAAACGCUACCGCAGUCUUUACUUCUGCGCUCUCCUACUCUCGAACAUCAUUGGCAUGAUCCGGAUGACGAUCGGAGACAUGCUUGAAUCCUUUGAUUUGGCGCCGGACUGGCUGAUGCUCACCCCCGAGUGUGUGGGCUGA
Molecule: messenger RNA, 258 nt
Organism: Penicillium canescens
Lineage: Eukaryota; Fungi; Ascomycota; Eurotiomycetes; Eurotiales; Aspergillaceae
Exons: 1
Coding region: 1-258 (85 amino acids)
Source: RefSeq, a predicted model, not a curated record